AAAAAGAAGGUAAUUCUUCCCCUUUUCCCCUUGUGUCACAUUGGUUUUCCCCUAACAAAAUCUAAAUUUCAAAUUAAAAUCCAAAAAUCCAAAAUUUUCGUCUAAAAAAACAUCAAAAAAAUAAGCAGUCUGCAAAAUGACAGCCCCCAGCAACCGUGCACCCUUGGGCUUUGCUGAUAUCGAUGUCGAAGGCGACGAUCUGUCCAAGCUGGAGCCCAUCAUCAGUGCCCUGAAGUGCGAGCAAACGGGUCACAUCAUGGAGGCCAUCCUCCUCUAUGAGGAGAGCACCUUCAAGCUAAAGGAAAUGGCCGAGGCGGAACCCAACCGAAGGCAAUUGUGCAGCAAAUACCUCAAGAUAUACGAGGCACGGGCCAAGCAGCUGAGGGACCAGGUAAAGAGUCACCUGCACGCGAGUCGAAUGCUGGAUCACAUCAGCAUCGAGCGGGGUGCCAGGGGCAGAAGCUACCAGCGGCUGCUGGGUCCGUAUCUCGACGACAGCGUCCGGGAGGCGCAUCUCAAUGAGCCGAAUCUCACGGAGGCGCAACACUUUCGCAAUCUGAUCAACUUCCUGGAGGUUCUGGUGAAGAAUUGUCGUUAUCUCAAGUACAUACGGGUGACCACACGGCCCGAUGUGUUGAUGCCACAGAAACAACUCCAGAUCCUGCAGCAAAUGAAGACUGAUCUGGCCGGGGGCAACAUCCAGAUGAACUACCAGAUGGACGAAUCCCUACACGACCGCAAGAUCGUGCUCAGUUCGGGCGUGUUAAUCAAAAUCGGCAAGGGCCUGCACUACUUCGAGCCUGUACAGGAGGGCUCGGUGUAUAGCUUGGGCCUCUGCGAUUUUGAUUUCCGCAAAUGUCAGGCCACUGAGGUGGACAUCUGGAAGUGUCGGGCUUUUGCCAAGAGGCCCAAGGAUUCGCAGGAGGUGGAGGAACGACCUGAGAGGCACGGCUACAUGAGCGAUUAGUGAGUGAGAGUGAGAUUUCCUCAUAAACCUCUUCGAAUUGGGUCAGUCACUGGCCUUAUCGCUGGUAAAAGCAGUACUACACAUCAAUAAACGCAGCAGUUUGUUAA
Drosophila kikkawai is the source of this 1074-nucleotide messenger RNA. RefSeq names its product MIT domain-containing protein 1. Lineage: Eukaryota; Metazoa; Arthropoda; Insecta; Diptera; Drosophilidae. The record is from RefSeq and is a predicted model, not a curated record.